Sorex fumeus (smoky shrew) is the source of this 1097-nucleotide messenger RNA. It is a transcript of the gene CUNH1orf115, whose product is annotated as chromosome unknown C1orf115 homolog. NCBI's taxonomy places the organism in Eukaryota, Metazoa, Chordata, Mammalia, Eulipotyphla, Soricidae. Bases 36 to 407 code for a protein of 123 amino acids. The transcript is spliced from 2 exons. The record is from RefSeq and is a predicted model, not a curated record.
CCAGCCCGGCGGCCGGCGGGAGACGCGGCGGCAGCAUGACGGUGGGCGCCCGGCUGCGCGGCGGGGCGCGCAGGCUCCGGGGCCGCGGCCCGGCCGAGGACGAGGCGGCGAUCCUGGAGCUGGCCGAGUGCGGGGACGAGGCGGCGGGCGCGGCUGGCCGGGGGGCGCGCGGCGCGCGGGGGCUGCCUCUGGCCGCGCGGCCGGAGCGCUACGAGCCGCUGGACGAGCCGGCGCCCGCGGGCAAGCCCCGGAGGCGCUACCGGCAGAAGCUGAAGAAGUACGGCAAGAACUUCGGGAAGGUCAUCAGCAAAGGCUGCCGCUAUGUGGUCCUUGGCCUGCAGGGCUUUGCUGCUGCCUACUCGGCCCCCUUCGGCGUGGCCACCAGCGUGGUAUCCUUCGUCCGCUAGUGGGAGCGGUGGGGGCCGGUGCCGCUGCAGGGCUGGGGCCUCAGCUCUGGGAGGCACGAAGCCAGAAACAUUUUCUCUCUUGUCCUCAAACCCCCAAUUUUCUUGGAAUAAGCCAAAUGAUGCCUUUCUCUGUCGUGGUGGAUCCGUGCUGUGGGCAGGCUGCCCUGGCCGCUACUGACCUCUCCGUCGUGGCUCUAGACACUGUGUUGGUCUGCUGGAAGCAGCUGUCCAUGGACUAGGGCCGAGGUAGGGGCCAACCCCAGGGUAGGGAAGCUCUGGAGGGCCAUCGCCGUGAUGACAGUGGGGGGAAGGAGCAAGCCUGAGUCCAGGCAUGUUCUCCAGGCCAGGCUGCUCCUGCCUGAGGCUGUCUGGUUGCUCCCACAGUGAGGAGAGUGCGUUCUAGAAUGUUCUGUUCUGCCUCUCUCCAGCCCUUCUCACCGGGAGGCUGCAUACAGGCAGCAGAGGUUGAAGAAGGUGCAUUUCUGAGUGUGGCAAGUGACAGCCAUGCUCCUGCAGUGCCGUGGCAGGGGGUGCAGCCCAGGGCUGGGGAGCCCAGGCUCACCCCCGCUGUGUUUCGACCCAGAGCUGGGUCACCUCCCGUCUCUGCUGGUUGCCUGGUACCAACGGCUGCACGAGGGAGAAGGAGCCAGAGGAGCCAGAGCACCUGGCCUGUGGCUGAGAGAGAGGAGA